AUGAUCGCCGCGAUGAUCCGACCGGAGGACACCAUACGCGGGCCACGCUCGUUCCGCGGCGAGGCCGAUGACGAUGAUACAGAAAAAGGGCUGGAGGCACUGGUACCGCCUCGCCUGUCGAUUGACGAUGUCUCUCCUGGUCCCGACGACGAUGGGAGCAGGCCCGGUACAGCAAUGAGCGAAACCCAUGGCGGCAGUAGCAGACCAGCCGCAUCUAGACUGCUCAGCCCCGACGACACCAUUGACCUUGUGCGGCGCACGGUGGAAACGGGAAUCCAGGAUACUAAACGCUCGCUGGCCGGAAGCGAGGCUGUUAGCCAUGUGGUCAAGCCGAAGCUGACCAUCGAUCUGGGGCAUUCUCACAUAGUGAGGAUUCCAGAGCCUGUGGUGGAUAUAAUCAAAGAUGAAGUGGAAAGGAUUUCCUUGUCCAACAACCACCUCUUCCACAUUCCCUAUCGCUUCGCCGAGUGCUCCCAUCUGCGAUACCUCAACAUCAGAGCCAACAGUUUCCGUGAAUUUCCCAAAGGAGUCUACAAGUUGCCGCUGCUGGAGAUUCUCGAUCUCAGUCGAAACAAAAUUACUACCCUACCGGAUGAAAUCAAGAAACUGUCCUCGCUGCGGGUGCUGUCGAUCAUGCAGAAUCGCCUGGACGAUUUACCAUCCGGUCUUUCCGACAUGAAUAAACUUCAGAUUCUCAAGGUUGCCGGCAAUCCAUUACAAUACCCCCUGCGGCGUACUCUGGAGGACUCUGAAAAUGACAUGGCCAGCUCUGCAAUGACUGACAACGAGAAGGAGGUGGCGGUGACUGCCGAUUUGAAGAGAUUCCUCAAGGUUCGCCAACAAGCAAAUACUCCAGAGCCAGAGGGCGGCAAUGACACGAGUGAUGGAACGGUCGAUCACCCGAGACCUCAGCCGGUCAAACGAAAGUUGAGUAGUCGGUUUCCCGUGAUUCCAAGCACUGGAGACAGCUCGGCAGCGUCGUCCAGAUCACCGUCACUAUCGCGGCCUCCCCCGCCCAUCCCCGUCAAAUCCCACAAUCGCAUAGCAUCGGGACAGCCAGGUGCUACCUACCAAUUGGCUGGUCUUCAGCGCCCUGGCAUUACUCCGCACACUGCCGCUGAGCGGAACCGCAGUAACAGCGAAGGCAUCAUCCAAGCAUCCUUUGCGGCGCGGAACAAACGAAUGGGGGUCAUUACUCGCAAAAAUACUGAUCUCGGCACCUUGGAUGAAACAAGCCCAGGGAGCUAUCGAAACAGCCACCUGCGAGGUCUCAGUCAUGGAUCAGUUCUUCGAGCACGUCCGGUCGGCCCGACACCUGCCAGCGGCAGUAGUUCUUCAAGCCCUGGUAGCCCCAGAGGAGAACGCAGGCGUCUCCGGGAUGGCUGGGUCAAUCGGAUGUCCAGUCUUCCUGAGCACAAGGGCGAGCGAGGAACGGAUGAACCGAUCAUCAAGUGCGCCAAAGGGAUCCUUUUUGCACUUUUCCAGGUCCACUCCCAUAUUUCUACGCUGAUAAACGUGAUUAAGCGCGAUGAUACACGACGACACAGCCUUGAAAUUGUUUUUUAUAAUGCUUCUACACAUGUGGAUCGGCUCAACGAGGCUCUUGAGGGUGCUGAAACUUUGUUGACCGAGGAUCCCGACUCUUCAUCGUCAGUUACAGAAACCGUGAAGAGUGAAUGCGAGACCUGCAUCAGGGCCUACACUCAUGUUGGCACACAGCUGCGCCAUACCGCGACCAAGAUUGUCGCUAAUGGUGAUGGCCGGUAUGUACGGUCCCUGAUGUUGAUGAUGUAUGGCAGCCUCGUGGAGCUACGAAACGCCUGUGCCAGUCUAAACGUCCCCCUCCGAUCCGUUAACAAGCAUAUCUCCCCCGCAAAACGCGAAGGACGUUCAGUCAUCAAGGAGAUGCCGCCCACGGACCGGUUCCAGGGCCCCGUAGUCACUCCAACAAGGGACCAAACUCCACCAACUCGGCGCCUCCGAAGCGAUACCACAAUCCGACAUCCCCAGCCUCCCGUGUCCGUACCCUUGCCGUUAAACGCAAGCAACCAGAUUACCUCUGGGUCGCCUAGCUUCACAUCCUCCUCUUCCUUCAACUAUGGCCGCAGUCGUUCAUCCAGCCGGUCGAACUUGGUCAACACCUCUGUGCCGUCUUCAAUGGCAACACCCCGCUCUGGGGAAUCCUUCCCUCCUAUUCCAACCGCCGCCAUGCCUCGUAUCAACCCAUUAACUGGACUGGACGAGAUUGAAGAGGAGCGGAUCUUCGAAAAGAUCUUCCACCAACUCACAUCCGCUUACACGGCUGCAUUGCAGGCAUUGCCUCUCGCACGCCGGCAAUUUAGCCGAUGCCUCGAGGUGGCAGAACAAUCACGCGAGUCCGAGGGAAUGCAGAUGGUCUGGAACAACCUCAUUCGCCGGUGUAGAUUCUGCCUCGAAGUAUCGGAGGCACUGGGCAUUCGCCUUUCCACGAUGAAAGUCAAAGAACCAGGUGGCGGACUACGCAAUCAACGAGAAUUCUGGCAGCUCUGCAAAACAUUCAUGCAGUCUUUUGUGGAACUCGUAACAGACAUGCGUGAAGUGCGAAGCAUGCAACUCCUCCCAGGCGAUAUAAUCAUCAUUUUGCGCCCCGUCCAAAAAGCCAGUCGGGAAGCUGGUCGCUUGAUCGAGGCUUCUCCCUGGUCCUACCUUGCCGACAUGACCUCCGCCCAAGGCGCAGGCACCUUGUAUGGCCCGCCCCUGCAGACAACACACUCACAACACCAAACGUCGUCCUCCACCUCCGCCAUCUCUCACCCGACUGCCCUCCAGCACAGUGCCAGCCUGUCCCCGCAGUCUGUAACAGUCCCCGCUACACCGCUCAGUGCUGCACUCGGCCCGGCCGCGCAGGCUACUGUGCCCUCCACGCCGGCCAGUGCGUACAGUGACAAGUUCUUUGAAGGAGAUGUUUUCCAGCGCGCAGACUCGUUGCUCUCGACGGGACAUCAGGCGCCGUACUUUAGUCGUCGGUGA
Penicillium lagena is the source of this 3009-nucleotide messenger RNA. RefSeq lists its product as uncharacterized. Bases 1 to 3009 code for a protein of 1002 amino acids. NCBI's taxonomy places the organism in Eukaryota, Fungi, Ascomycota, Eurotiomycetes, Eurotiales, Aspergillaceae. The record is from RefSeq and is a predicted model, not a curated record. Gene Ontology annotation, molecular function: protein binding. The transcript has 4 exons.